AGCGGAAAGCUCAAAACCACCUCCAAUAAUCCCACCACCACACCUACUCUCGCUGCUCGUCGUCGCUGCCCACCCGCGCACGCUCGCCCACCCCUCUCCCCCGUCAACAAACACCCAAUUACCCCUCUCAAUUGAACAAAAUGGGUAUCACCGACUAUUUUUCCGAUAUGAUUUCCUCCCUGGGUUUCCCCGAGGCCCAGGCUGAGGCUCCCGCCGAGAACGUCGAGCAGUCCAACGACCAGGAGGCCGAACCGGAAGAGAAGUCCGCUGAGAGCAAUGAGGAGCCUGCUGAGGAGGAACCUGAGCAGGAUGAAGAGGAAGAAGAAGAGGAGGAAGAGGAAGAGGAAGAGGAGGAAGAGGAGGCCGAGGACAUCAAGCCCCAGCUGGAGGAGGAGUGCGCCAACUCCUCCCAGUGCGCUCCCUACAAGCACCACUACGAUGAGUGCGUCGAGCGUGUGACCCGGCAGCAGGAGGAUGAGGACUACAACGGUCCCGCCGAGGACUGCGUUGAGGAGUUUUUCCACCUCACCCACUGCGCUACCCAGUGUGCCGCCCCCAAGCUCUUCAAGGCCCUCAAAUAAACGGCUCAGAACGCCCGCCACGUUUUCUCUUAAUGGUUUCGAACGCCGAACUGAUGUUGACGAACGAAUUAUCUGGGAUAAAGACAUGAAGAGGAAUACGUGGGAGCAGAGGUCAAUUAAAAAAGAAAAAGCAUAUCAUAGAUGGCUGCGAUGCGCUUUUGAAUUGUUCUACCUUUCCUAUGUCAGCCUGCCGUUAAAACACCCUUAGCAUUGGCCGCGAUUGGACGGUGAUCGCGGCUUCUGUGUAUUGUCAGGAUGGGAUGAUAGACAUGUCCUUUACCCUGUAUGUACAGAUAGCUGGUCUCUAGUCAUUGUGAAAUUCUGCUAUUUUAAUUUAUGUUUAGAAUGAACGUUCUGUUUAGAUGUG
Molecule: messenger RNA, 948 nt
Organism: Aspergillus ruber CBS 135680
Lineage: Eukaryota; Fungi; Ascomycota; Eurotiomycetes; Eurotiales; Aspergillaceae
Product: cytochrome b-c1 complex subunit 6 family protein
Exons: 3
Coding region: 141-581 (146 amino acids)
Biological process (GO): mitochondrial electron transport, ubiquinol to cytochrome c
Source: RefSeq, a predicted model, not a curated record